AGACGCGGUUCAACCAUCCCGAGCUUGCUGCUCGACGUCCACGACUUCGCCGUGCAACCCACGCACGGCAUCAUGCCUGCUCCACGUCUGUCCCAGAGCGCGGAAGCUGCGCGAGCAGCUGCGCUACAAGCCGAAUUCAACGAGAAGAAAUGGGUUUGGGUUCCGGACGACAAGGAGGGCUAUCUUGCGGGAUGGGUGGUGAAGGAGGAAGAGGACAUGGGCGAGGUCGUGAUUGCAUCUGGAGGAGAGAUACGAAGACUACCGCUGUACGCGCUCUCGAAGAUGAACCCGCCUAAGUUCGACCGCGUCGACGAUAUCGCGGACUUGACAUUCCUCAACGAAGCAAGCGUAGUACAUAACCUCCGUCUAAGGUAUGGCUCCGGCGCGAUUUAUACAUACUCCGGCUUAUUCUUGGUAGCCAUCAACCCUUACCAGCACCUUCCGCUCUACUCGGACGCAAUCGUCCACCAAUACCGGGGAAAACGACGAGAUGAGAACCCGCCACAUAUCUUCGCCAUCGCAGAGCGCGCGUGGAUCAACAUGGGCGAAGAACGCGAGAACCAGAGCAUCCUGAUCACCGGUGAAUCCGGCGCAGGCAAGACGGAAAGCACGAAGAAGGUCAUUCAAUACCUCGCUGCGAUCGCGACCGACGCACAUCCCCCGCAAUCCCACUCUCAGUCCCCUUCGCUCACACAUUCGAAUUCCUUCAAUUCUAUCAUGCCAACUGCCGGCCUUCCCCGCACCAGCUCAUUCAAGAAGCAUGGCAAGGGCAUGUCGUCGUCCGGGUCAGGCUUCACUGCAAAGGAUCGGCUUGGCCUGCUCGAGCGCCAGAUCCUACAAGCCAACCCUAUCCUGGAGGCAUUCGGUAACGCACAGACACAGCGUAACAACAACUCCAGUCGGUUCGGCAAGUUCAUUCGAAUCAGCUUCUCUCCGGACGGUAGCAUUGCUGGUGCGAACAUUGACUGGUAUCUGCUCGAGAAGAGCAGAGUGGUCGUACGGAGUGAGGCGGAGCGGAGCUUCCAUGUUUUCUACCAGCUGAUGGAGGGUGGCGGAAGCUUGAAAGAUACACUGCUCCUGGACGGUGGCGUCGAGGACUACGAGUAUCUGAACAAGAGCAGACGAGAAGUCGACGGCAUUGACGACAAAGAAGAGUGGGCAUUGCUCAAGAACGCAUUCGAGACGGUCGGCUUCACUGUCGCUGAACAACUUGACCUAUUUCGAAUCGUUGCUGCCGUCUUGCACAUUGGCAACAUCACGAUCACCGAAACGCGCUCGAACGACGCGGUCAUGCCCGAUCCGUCGCAAGCGGAACGCGUCUGCCAUCUUCUCGGGAUUACCGUGGCCGAGUUUACCAGAGCAGUGCUUCGUCCUCGCGUGCUCGCCGGACGUGAGUGGGUAACACAAGCCCGGACGCAGCAGCAAGCGUUGGACGAACUUUCCGCCCUCUGCAAGACACUCUACGAGAAGUCGUUUGGCAUGCUCGUCGACCGAAUCAAUCGUGCUCUCGACCGGCCAUCGUCCAAGUCAACAUUCAUUGGCGUGCUCGAUAUCGCCGGUUUCGAGAUCUUCGACGUGAACGGAUAUGAGCAGCUACUGAUCAACUAUACGAACGAGAAACUGCAGCAGUUCUUCAACUACCACAUGUUCACGCUCGAGCAGGAGGAGUACGCUCGUGAAGGCAUCGAGUGGGACUACGUCAACUUCGGGCUCGACCUCCAGCCGACGAUCGACCUGAUCGAGACGAGUGGCAACGCGAUCGGUAUCCUGAGCCUUCUGGACGAGGAGUGCAUCAUGCCCAAGGCCACAGAUCUCACAUUCACGAACAAGCUGCACGCACUCUGGGCGAGCGAACCACUACCCGGCGACGAGCCGCACCCGGGGAGCUCAAAGUAUGAGCCUGCGCGUUUCGAGCAGGGCUUCAUCGUCAACCACUACGCUGGCCGCGUCGAGUACCGGACAGAUGGCUGGCUGGAGAAGAAUAAGGACCCGCUCAAUGAUAACCUGACUCGCGUGCUUUCAGCAUCCUCCGAACGCUACGUCGCCUCGCUCUUCGCGGAGUACAGCGAGGCCCCGUCCCUCGUGGGCGCUCUGACGAUGGGCAAGAAGCGUGUCACGAAGAAGGGCGCCUUCAGAACCGUCGGUCAAAGGCACAAGGAGCAGCUGGCGGGCCUCAUGGCUCAGCUGCAGGCUACGCAGCCGCACUUCGUCCGGUGUAUCGUCCCGAAUACGCACAAGAAACCAGGGCGUGUCGACGUUCCUCUCGUCCUCGACCAGCUACGAUGCAACGGUGUCCUCGAAGGUAUCCGUAUCGCGCGUCUCGGAUAUCCUAACCGCCUUCCCUUUGUCGAGUUCCGUCAACGCUACGAGGUGCUCACUCCCGGAGUCAUCCCGCGUGGAUACAUGGAUGGCCGCAAGGCGUGUCUGCGUAUGGUCGACGCGUUGGAGCUCGACAAGGCGAAUUUCCGGAUCGGUACUUCGAAGAUCUUCUUCAAGGCGGGAGUUCUGGCGGAGCUGGAGGAGCGUCGAGACACUCUGCUGUUCGACAUCUUCUCAAGGCUGCAAGCAGUAGCGAGAAAAUGGACUGCCCGGCGGCAGAUGAAGAAGAUUCUGAACCGUGCUGUAGCUAUUCGCACUAUCCAGCGCAAUGCUCGCGUGUAUGGGGAGCUACGUGACUGGCCGUGGUGGCAAUUGUAUACGAAGGUCCGACCACUCCUCGGUUCGACUCGUAACGACGACGAACUUCGAAAGAAGGAAGCCGAGCUAGCUCUUGCCAAGGAGCGCGCAGAACGCGAUCAGCGCGAGAAGGAGGCGUUGGAGAGUCUGAAGAUGAGCUUGGAGGCUGAGAAGCGCAAGGUCGAGGAUAAUCUAGAAGCUGAGCGGGCUCUUGCGCUGGACAAAGAUGCGCUGCUAGAUCGUAGCAAGAAACGAGAGGCCGAACUCGAAGACGAGGUUGCUGCGCUUCAAGCCGAUCUUGACACUCUGGACUCCCAACUUGAUAGAGCCCUCAAGCUCCAGAAGGAGAGUGAAGAGAAGCACGAGACCCUCCGUCAUGCAUUCGAUCAGGCGGCCGAGCACCUCGUUCGUCUGGAGAGUGAGCAGCAAGAUUGGGAAAGUCGAGAAGUCGAGCUCAAUGAGCAGCUCGAUCUUGCCCAAGAAGAUAUCGACGCCAUCAAAGCUGAACGUGACAACCUAGAGAAGCUCAGUGAUGAGCUGAAGAACCUCGUAGCGCAAAGAGAGGAAGAUCUAGGCCGCACAAAGGAGAGGAUGGAGUCGACUCUGUCUGAUUUGGGGACCAAGCUCACUGCAGAGACAAGAAACAAGAGGACGAAGCGGAGCGCCUAACCGCAGAGUUGGACAAGUCGAAAGCCGAGCGCGGUCGAUUACUGAAGCAGAUCACGGAGUUGCGAGGCAAAGAGGAUGCGCUGACUGUUGAGCUCCUGGCACAGCGUAGCGACCGGGAACGCGAUGCUGCCAUUCAGGCGAAACUUCAAGAGGAGCUCGACGAGCUCCGGAGCGUGUUG
Rhodofomes roseus is the source of this 3524-nucleotide messenger RNA. RefSeq names its product P-loop containing nucleoside triphosphate hydrolase protein. Bases 73 to 3345 code for a protein of 1090 amino acids. The transcript is spliced from 8 exons. The record is from RefSeq and is a predicted model, not a curated record. Gene Ontology annotation, cellular component: actin cytoskeleton; myosin complex; vesicle. Gene Ontology annotation, biological process: actin filament organization; vesicle transport along actin filament. NCBI's taxonomy places the organism in Eukaryota, Fungi, Basidiomycota, Agaricomycetes, Polyporales, Fomitopsidaceae. Gene Ontology annotation, molecular function: actin filament binding; ATP binding; microfilament motor activity.